GAGACUAUAAGAUGCUACUUUAUCAGAACCACAGCGAUCUCAGUGGUGGAAAUGUUGGACACACGGGGAGGGUCGACUUACAGAUGACAUUGACGCUAUGUAGAUGAGAACGGGGAUUUGUGGUCCGCGUAACAACCCUGGCCUGCUGAAGAUAGACGGUGUUACGAGGUGAAGCUGCUGCCUUUUCGUGGUGUUGUUCCCCCCCGCUCUGCUCUUCUCUGCUUGUCUCUCUCUCCUUCAGGCAUCACCAAGCUAACGGACAGCACCACUCACACCUAGUUCCUGCUUUCCUGCAAACUCACCUUUCCCAUCAGGAUCAUAGUUUAGUUUUGCUUAUCUAUCUCUAAAAAUAUUUGAUUUGUUCUGCCCGGUUAGAAGCUUCAAAGAACACAACGCACGGAUACUAUACCAUGUCCCACAAUUCUGGCUGGCACAGCAGUUUAAUUGUUGGCUUUUAACUUCAUCGGUGUUCCCUCUCCUUCUCCCGCUCCUUCACAUCCAACGGUCCAUCGGCUGGGUAACGAACCGCGAAGCUGCUCUCUACGUGGAUCAGUGGGGUUAAAAUCUUCCAACCGCCUGUCAGCCUUGCCAGGAAAUCUACACCUAAUCAGAGAGACAUGGCGACUAAUGGAACUAAAGCCUCGGAUGGACACGUUUUAACGGAGGUGAAUGCGGAGCCUAAUGACAAACCCAAAACCUUGGUCGUAAAAGUCCAGAAAAAGGAACUUCCCGAAAGAGAAAACUGGACUGGAAAAUUUGACUUUCUCCUGUCUUGCGUCGGGUACGCAAUUGGACUCGGAAAUGUCUGGAGAUUUCCUUAUCUAUGUGGGAAGAACGGAGGAGGGGCCUUCUUGAUUCCAUACUUUUUGACGCUCAUAUUUGCUGGCAUGCCCCUGUUUCUGCUCGAAACGUCCCUCGGUCAGUACACAUCGAUUGGAGGGCUUGGGGUGUGGAAACUGGCUCCCAUGUUUAAAGGUGUUGGUCUGGCGGCUGCAGUGCUUUCUUUCUGGCUAAAUAUUUAUUACAUUGUCAUCAUUUCCUGGGCCAUAUACUAUCUCUGGUCCUCCUUUACUUCUGAGUUGCCAUGGCAAUCAUGUGGAAAUUCUUGGAAUACAGAUCGCUGUUACACCAACUACAGCAUCCCGAACGCUGUCAACCUCACCAGCGCCGUUCAGGAAUUCUGGGAACGUAACAUGCACCAAUUGACGGAUGGUCUGGAGAAACCUGGGGAGAUCAGAGCGCCUCUAGCCAUCACGCUGGCCAUCGCUUGGGUCCUGGUUUAUUUCUGCAUCUGGAAAGGUGUCGCAUGGACCGGCAAGGUGGUGUACUUCUCAGCGACGUACCCCUACUUUAUGCUCUUCAUCCUCUUCUGCCGCGGCAUCACUCUGCCCGGAGCCAUCGAUGGAAUCCUCUUCUAUAUCACGCCCAACUUCGAGAAGCUCAAGGAAUCAGAGGUGUGGUUGGAUGCUGCCACUCAGAUCUUUUUCUCCUAUGGGCUAGGGCUGGGAUCACUGAUUGCUCUGGGAAGCUACAACCCAUUCAAUAAUAAUGUUUACAGAGAUUCUGUCAUUGUGUGCUGCAUCAACUCGUUCACCAGCAUGUUCGCUGGCUUAGUCAUCUUCUCCAUUGUGGGCUUCAUGGCCAACGUGACUAAGAGGCCUAUAAUAGAAGUAGCAGCCUCAGGUCCUGGCUUGGCGUUCUUGGCCUACCCUGAGGCAGUAACCCAGCUGCCUAUCUCUCCUCUCUGGGCGAUCCUUUUCUUCUCUAUGUUGCUCAUGCUGGGAAUAGACAGUCAGUUCUGUACAGUGGAGGGCUUCAUCACUGCGUUGGUGGAUGAGUUCCCCAGGGCUCUGAGAGGAAGAAGAGAACUCUUCAUCGCUGCCGUCUGCCUGGUCUCUUAUAUCAUCGGCCUGUCCAACAUCACACAGGGUGGGCUGUACGUGUUCAAGCUGUUUGACUACUAUUCAGCCAGCGGAAUGUGCCUGCUCUUCCUGGUCUUCUUCGAGUGUGUCUCCAUAUCCUGGUUCUACGGUGCUGAUAAGUUCCUUGCCAACAUUGAGGAGAUGAUUGGCUUUAGGCCCUGCCUGUGGUGGAAGCUGUGUUGGGUCGUGUUCACUCCUCUCAUCGUGGCUGGAGUGUUCCUGUUCAGUGCUGUCCAGAUGGUUCCUCUCACCAUGAACAACUACGUGUUCCCGGCCUGGGGCCAGGGAGUAGGCUGGUGCAUGGCGCUGUCCUCCAUGCUCCUGAUACCUGGAUACAUGGUCUAUAUGUUCCUCAACCUCAAGGGAGAUUACAAAGAGCGUCUGCGGAUAAUGAUCCAACCCCCGAUGAUGGUGAGAGGAGAACGCCAGGAGAACGGCCCUGAGCAGACACCGGCAGCAGCCACUGAGGAGGCUUACAUCUAAACCCUGUUCUAUUCAGCCUGUCUCCGAGGCCAACUCUUUGCAGAAAACAACGUAAUCAAGGUGAAGCACAACCAAGGGAUGCAUUCCCAAAUGGAAUCCUAUUCUAUAUAUAGUGCACUACUUUUGACCAGGGCCCAUAUGGACUACUACCUAAUAUAGGCCCUGGUUAAAAGUAGUGCACUAUAUAGGGAAUAGGGCAUCAUUUGGGACGCAGUUAAGACCUUCCAUGUCUGAUAUCUAAUCACCUACCUCCAGGGGAAACGUGACCAACCUGAUUACAUUUUACUUUUCAUUUAUUUUUCAUUUAUUUUUUUCAUUUGUUUUGUCAACAGAAAUAAGAAAGUCAAACAGCUGUUAUUGUGAUAGUUUUGUGUUUCAUAUGCAAACAUGUUAGUCUUUCUAAGAUUGUUUACCUAGAAAGUUACUAUAAUUUGAAUUAUAAUUUAAAUUUGGAGGCCCAAUGUGAUUCAACACUAACGUGCUAAUAUUGACUUAAUUCAUCUAUAAAAAAUGAAGUUAUUGUAAACCGAGCCGUAGCCAGGGUCUGGGUUUUAGUGCGUCUGGAAGGGGAGGGUGGGGUGGGGGGGGGGUGGGGUGCUAUUAGGAAUGACUUCAGUCGUUAUCACAUUGGUUAUUGUAGCUUCAUUCACCUCAGUGGAUCUACAAACACAUAGCCUGUUAGCCGUUUACAAUUAGCCGCGACACAUUAACUCACAUUAACUCAGCACCAGGAUUUAAAAAAUAUAAUGGAAUACGUACAGAGGUAUCUGACAGCAGAAAAAACUAUUUCAUUAACAAAAGUCAACAAAUAUAGUUUUUUUGUGCAUUUUUAUAGCUAAUUAAUGACCUGCAAUUCUACACAUUUAAGCCAUGUUGAUAUGAUAUCUGAGCGAGUGAGCAAAUAAAAUCAAUUGGGGCCCCCUGGUCAAGGCCCCUGGAGGUCAAGGCCCCCUGGAGGUCAAAGCCCCCUGGAGGUCAAGGCCCCCGGAGGUCAAGGCCCCCUGGAGGUCAAGGCCCCCUGGAGGUCAAGGCCCCUGGAGGUCAAGGCCCCCUGGGAAUGUGCCCUGCAUGCCCUGUCGGUAAUUCAGCCAUGAUUACUACACGUUUAGAUGACUAAAUAGACUAAUUAACCAAUCUAAAAAGGUUUAACUGAAUUGGGCUCAUUGAGUGACUGUCACACACAAAUAAAAUAUGCACAAACACACCGCUGUUUCCACCUAAUAGACUUGUUAUGGAUAUUAUGAUUAUAGAAUAGUGCACAUAAAAAUACACUUUUGCGUUCCAGUUUUCAUGUACCGAAUUUUAAACAAACAACUAACGUUUCCAUUGCAUUUUCAACUCUACCAAACAGUUUUGUCACAACAAAAAAAAAAAAAUGGUUGAGUUAAAUACAAAUACCAACGGCUGACAGAUGCAGUGUGGGGUAGGCUAAUCUACAUAACGAGAUUUAUUAUGGAUUAUAGCGAGAAUAUUUUUAUUUUGUCGAACAGCAGUCGAGCAUCGAUCAUCACGUCACCAGAAUAAGACCCCAGAUAUUUAUUAGAAAGGGAGCAUCAAGAUCAUCUUUCACCACCCAGUGAAGUUCAUCAUCCUUUAUUUGAUAUUCAGCCUAACAAACGGCAUGCUUUCCCGAGUCGUAGUGGGGAGGACCACACACCAUAUCAUCCAUCGCGUGACUCCAAAUUUACUUCAAUAGGAUGGUUAUUAUAUAAAUAUUUGAGCGUCAAAGUGAUUUCCACCCACCAUUUCUCACAAAACACAUUUUACAGACACAAAAAAACAUCCCACCAUGUCGAACGAAGAGAUGAUCUAUCGGCAUUGGACUGAAACUUCCUGUUUUCACCACACCUGAUUUAUUAUAUUUUUUUUACAUGGUAAGACAUUACUUGCAUAACAACCUUGGAUGGAGGCAUGGUUUACUGACACAUAACAAGAGAGAAACUGCUGAUGCACAACCGGGUUUCAGCAUUUCACCUCGUGUAUUCAACUAUUCUAAUUCUCAAAAGUAAUUUGAGACCCCAAAAAAAGAGUUUUAAAAAAUAAACAAAAUGUAAACAAAUAAAUAUCCAAUUUGAAAUCAUUAUUGAGGUUCGGACCUCGGUGUCCUCAUACGUUGCUCUGAUUGUGAAAAGGAAAGAUACACAUUAAAAUCCGUAUGAAAGAAAUACAGAAAAAAAAAAACAAUGUAUUAAAGUCGACAAAUUAAAGUUAAAUUAUAGUGGAAUUGAAUAUUGACCAAUCAUAAGUGAUGACCAUUAUGGGAAAGUGCAACCUGAAAGGCAAAUGUCCAUUUCUUUUAUAUAAUAUUAUCACAUACAUGUAUAUUAACCUUUGAAAAGCACAAGGCCGGUAUGGAUCUCAAACCAUCUGGCAUGACAUGACUGAAGUACCUGUUACAAUACAACGCAGAUUACCGUUACAUACGAGACUGUUGUAAUUGUAUCUUUGUUUUCUAAAGAACAAUAACUUUUUGUAUGUGUCCUAUAACUUGUUUUUAGAAUCCUCUGUAGGAUGUUUUUUUGUAUGUGAGAGUGAGACGGACCAAAAGCAUACGCUGGUGAGGAGGGAUUAGCGCAAAACACUACACGACAUGUGACAGUCUAGAUUUACAAACCGAAAUGAGAAGCAUCCCUCACGUGCCGUCGCUGCAGAGAACAGGGUACAAAAAUAAUUAAUACUACAGAAGCAGCAUUUGAGCAGUGAUUGUCUAACAACUCCUAAUAACCCAGAUAUACUGUUUUACUGCAAUCAUGUUUACCACAUUUAGUGUCCAACUCCUCAGGAACAGCCGUGAAAAGCGACCAAAUGAUCUACUGAAACUACCGUGAUGAGAGUUGUGAACGAAGACUUUCCUUCCUUACACCAGUCAGUUAGUCAGUCAUUCUAGUCGAAGCCAGAGCCAUGUAUUUAGAGAGAUGAGGUUUCUGCAAUAUGAUGCAUUAACAUAACACUACAACAUUCUACAACAGUCAUGUUAUAACCCCAUUAACAUGACACUACAACAUUCUAUUACAGCCAUGUUAGAACCUCAUUAACAUGACACUACAACAUUCUAUAGCAGCCAUGUUAGA
Oncorhynchus mykiss (rainbow trout) is the source of this 5476-nucleotide messenger RNA. Its product is annotated as sodium- and chloride-dependent GABA transporter 1. Gene Ontology annotation, biological process: amino acid transport; sodium ion transmembrane transport; neurotransmitter transport. The record is from RefSeq and is a predicted model, not a curated record. Gene Ontology annotation, cellular component: cell surface; axon; plasma membrane. NCBI's taxonomy places the organism in Eukaryota, Metazoa, Chordata, Actinopteri, Salmoniformes, Salmonidae. Gene Ontology annotation, molecular function: gamma-aminobutyric acid:sodium:chloride symporter activity.